AAAUAUAAAAGAACACUUUGCAGAGUCUUUGGGAUUCUUAUUUGCCAUUUCAUUAGCCACACAUCCGGAGUAUUCUCAUCUCCACUCUAUCCAGGAAAGCUGUGCCCUGUGCUCCUUUCCCGUCAGCUUGAAUGGGUGGAUUGUCAUUCAAGUAAACUUUUGGGCCAGUCUGACAAACUAAAGAGCAUCAAAAAGAGAGAGGUAGGUGCUUCCUCAACAGGCUUUUUGUUUCCUCCUGAAAUGACAACGGGGAUACAGUGACAAAUGUGAUGUUUUUCGUAUAAACAUCCUGCACAAUUAAAACUGUGCAUCUGACUAUUCGCAAGAAAGGAUUCUACUCAUCAGCCCCAAACAACAGUAGAAAGUGAUUCAGAAUGUGGCUUUGGCCAAUAAUGACUCUUUAUGCCUUGGUAAUGCUUCGCAGCCAGGCUACAUCUUUAACUGGUAAUUCAACAAAAAUGUAUUAUGCUGACCUUGUGAUGGACAACGGAACUUUGCAGAACAUCAUGGAUAAUCUGACCAGAUUAUUCCCUUUGGACUUAUACAUCGGCACCACCCACGUUGUUGUGACGUACACCAACAUCACAACAACAUGUGACAUUCGUGGAGAGAAAUCCUAUUGCCAAUGUAGCGCACAGUACGACUGGGACUCGUCAGUGUGUGAUGUUUAUCCAGGGUGCUGCAAUCAAUUGCAGUGCACUACAAACGCAUCACUGUCCGCCCCAGUAUGUCUGCCUAAGUCGAAAGUUACCGUUACUGGAUCACUUACUUUGGGACUGCUAUAUACCACUGACCUGAGUGAUCCAACCUCAAGCUACUAUAAAACCAUGGUGCAGCAAGUGCAAGCCAAUCUAAGCCAAAUCUACAGUCAAUGCAGCGGAUUUGAUUCCUUGACCAUCACUGGCUUCAGGAGUGGAAGCGUCAUCGUUGACUUUCAGAUGAUAGUGAACAUCCCGCUGAAUUCAACCCAAUUUGCAAAUAUGACGAGCACGCUGGAGGCCAACCUGAAUGGCAGCUUGACAGUCACAACCGUCGGAAUGGUUACAUAUCAGGCACCAGUUGGACCGUUGUGUUAUAAUGCUAACCAGAAUUUGGAGUGUGUCUUUGCCGAUACGACCUUUGGUAAUUGCUCUUGGACGUUGUCUCAAGGAAACAGCACCGUGAAUAUUGUAAAUGGGACUGAGGUGACUCUCAUUUCCCCGUGUACUCUUACUCUUCUGAAAACAUCCAGACUUUGGAGAGGUAAUUACACAUGCAGUUUUUCCAAGGGUCCCCUUUCUCACAAAGCCAUCAUAGAUGUGGACAUAGCAUUGCUACCAGAGCAAAUUCAAAUAUCCAACAGUCCUCAGUACCCGGAUUGCAACGCCACCAAAAAUACUAUAGAGCUCCCUGUUUCCUGUGCAAUACAGAAUAGCACUGAAAAUUACAAUGUAACUUGGAAUACCACUGGAUGUAGCAUUAGAAAAACUUUUUCAGACGUGGUGAACACAUUAUUUAGCCUCCGCAUGUCGAACGUGACGGUGAGCAUCAAUUGUAGUAACUCUGAUGUGAAUCCCACGGUCACCUGUACAUAUAUAAACAGAAAAAGUCAAGUAGCAAAUGCCACACUCACAAUACCUGUCAUUUAUGCCGGUACCAUUGUUUGUACUGCCGAUAGCAUCUGGCCCAAAGCAAAGUCCAACACUACUGCCAUACUGCCGUGCCCCGCAAGUAUUCCCGCAGUUGGAAGCUGGACGCGAAAUUGCUUUGCAAAUGGUACCUGGGAUCAGCUGCAGUCGACUUGUGUUAAUCUGCAACUGUACAAUCUUCUCCAAGAUGCUUUGGACUUAGCAAAAGGACAUGGGGACUACGUUACGGCUGCCUUCAGCAUUUUUGAUUCUUUAAAAAAUUCUACUGACAACAGUAGCACAAUCAAUACGCAUGAAAACAUAAAUGCAUCUGUAAAUAUUCUAUGGAUUGUGGGGAAUGCCUCAAAACCCAAUGUGAUGUUAAAUGACUCCAUCUUGCCUACUUUGCUACCUUCUGCAAGCAAUUUGUUGGAAGACUCCCUGCAUGCAGUAUGGGCUCCGAAGAAUACGAGUAACGUGUCUGCGUACCUGUCUGUUCUGUACCUGCAGUCCAUGGAAAAGCUAAUACAAACUGUACAACUCAAUUCAUCUUCCACUAGCGGCGAUAACACCCACAAGUACCCAAACGUCCAACUCACAAGCUGUAGUGGUAUUUGUAACAAUACAGUGUUCAAUGUAUCAGUCAGCACACCAGGCCAAACCAGUGGAAACCUGAACAUAAUUGGGUACAGAACUCUGGAUAACCUCCUGCCCAAAGAUGACAAAAUGAAUUUAAACAGCAUUGUAAUGUCGACAAUGUUUCAAAACAAUGUUACAACACUGACAAAGGAGAUCGCUAUCACUUUCUCAUUGAUCAGUGGAAGGUUACAGGAUUAUGAGAUGGAUUGUGUUUUUUGGAAUUUUAUUACCAUGACAUGGUCGAGUGAAGGCUGUUAUUGGAACAAAACAAGUUCAAAGGACCAGAUGAUUUGUAUAUGCAACCACCUCACUUCAUUCUCAACGCUCAUGUCAAAAUCACCAAUAGUACUUCCAUACCUGGAUGAAAUAACCUACGUCGGCUUGGCAGCCUCAAUCUCUUCCCUCAUUGUCUGUCUUAUAAUAGAAUUUAUGGUGUGGAACACAGUUGUCAAGUCAAGCGUCUCUCAUUUCCGUCACACCGCCCUGGUCAACAUCUCGUUGUGUCUACUAAUGGGAGACUCUGUCUUCUUGGUCAAUUCCUUUUACGAGAACCAGAAGUGGUGUUGCACAUUCACGGUCAUUAAGCACUUCUUCUACCUGUCGAUGUUUUUCUGGAUGCUCUGUUUAAGCACCAUGCUUCUUCAUCAGCUCAUUUUUGUCUUUCACCAAAUGAGAAAGAAGGUCUACCUGACUAUUUCUAUUUCCAUAGGCUAUGUCUGCCCUUUGAUAAUAGUCUUGCUGACCUACAAGAUCUACAACGAUGGAGCUGAAAAUGUCUAUUAUAAUGCUAGGAGUUGUUGGUUGAACUAUAUUAGUCCAUUUAAUGGUUCAAUCCAUGCUUUUAUUUUCCCGGUUUUAACAAUAGUUUUUAUUAACUUCUUUUCUAUGAUGGUGGUCAUUACCAAACUCCUGAGACCACAAGUCUCAGAGGGAAGCAAAGGAGAUCAGAAAGAGAUGGCCAAAAGCAUUCUGAAAGCAAUCGUUUUCUUAACACCUAUUUUUGGAGUAACUUGGAUUUUGGGAUUUUUUGUACUGGUCCUUGACCUCACUGAAGGAUUUUGGGCAUAUUUUGUCAACUAUGCAUUUACCAUAAUAAAUUCUUUACAGGGACUUUUAAUUUUGCUUACUGGAUGUUUUGGAGAGAAAAAGGUUCGCGAUGCCCUACUACAACGUUUCACCUCAUCGACGACAAACCCAUCGAAAAACGAGAACUCUACAAAAGGGUCAUCAUUCAAAAAAUAGAAGUUCUACGCUUUCAGACAGACUGCAGUGAGCAUUUACAAAUAACAGCACGAAAAAUACAUCAAAUUAGACCAGCCUUUCUCAACCUGGGGGUCGCCCGAUCAUUGUGAAAAACUGUACACUUACUAAAUAAAAUUUGAAUUUUGAUUAAAUAGAUUUUUAAGUAGGUUUAGUUUGUUUUUUUCACCGUGGACAGGGCUGUGUCCAUCCGCACCUAGAUAUGGGAUAAUGGAGGGGGGCGUACGGUGGGGGUCACGAACACCAACCAAUGUUAUCUUGGGGGUCGUCACUCAAAAAGGUUGAGAACCACUGAAUUAGACAUACAUGUUAGAUGAAAACAAUUGUUCUGUUCGUUUUAAAAUACCAAUCGUUUUUGUAUAAACAGACAUUACCUGCUUUAGAGAGUUAUAUAGAUUAUAAUUUUAUGAAAACCUGUGAAAAUCUUACACAGAGCAAAAUAGCUGACAGUUAUUUUUAUGUGGGUCAUAUCAUCAUAUAAAUAUAGAAGGAUUUACGUGCCUUUGGCAAAUUAAGAAAGUAUAUUUCAUAUUUAAAUUUUGCUUGAGAAUUUAUUUGUGUAAUUGUGAUUAAUGUACCUCUUUUUGUGAGCAUUUCAGAAUAAAAAAAAAAUAUAUAUAUAGCAUUGUUACAUUUCUGUGAAAUGCUUUUUACAUGGUCUGUUAAAGUAAUGUGUACUGUGGAGUAAAUAUGUAAAUAUACAUUUUAGCUUUGUUGAUUUGAAAUUAUGUGAGAGUAAGUCAUAUGCUUAUAAAUGAGAAAACAACUGUUGUACAAAUGAUUACAUAAAUAAAGCAAACUACUGGUUAUACUA
Molecule: messenger RNA, 4320 nt
Organism: Brienomyrus brachyistius
Lineage: Eukaryota; Metazoa; Chordata; Actinopteri; Osteoglossiformes; Mormyridae
Gene: adgrf3a
Product: adhesion G protein-coupled receptor F3a
Exons: 17
Coding region: 375-3488 (1037 amino acids)
Biological process (GO): cell surface receptor signaling pathway; G protein-coupled receptor signaling pathway
Cellular component (GO): membrane
Molecular function (GO): G protein-coupled receptor activity
Source: RefSeq, a predicted model, not a curated record